AUGUCCGAGCGUGUCACCAAACAAGACCUGCGCCGCGGCCGGUUCAAGAAGGCCAUCGACAGGGAUGAGGCCCGCCGCCAGCGGGAGGACACCAUGGUCGGCAUCCGUAAGGCCAAGCGGGAGGAGAACCUCAUGAAGAAGCGUCGCGAGAAGAUGGGCGCUUCUUCGUUCGGCACCCCCAACGAUAUCGACAUCUCGGCCACCGACUCCAACAACUCGCUCGCGGCCACGCUGUACGCUCGCAUGCCGCAAAUGGUCGCCGGCGUCCUCUCGGACAACCCCCAGGAUCAGGUCCAGCACACCCUGGAGUUCCGCAGGCUCCUCUCCAUUGAGAGGAACCCCCCCAUCGAGGAGGUUAUUGCUCAGAACGUCGUCCCUCGCUUCGUCGAGUUUCUCAGCGAUGAUUCCAACCCGCAGCUCCAGUUCGAGGCCGCAUGGUCGCUUACGAACAUUGCCUCGGGCACCUCGUCGCACACCAGGGUCGUUAUAGACAAUGGUGCCGUCCCCGUCUUUGUCUACCUCCUCAACUCUCCGAAUGAUGAUGUCAGGGAGCAGGCCGUCUGGGCUUUGGGCAACAUCGCCGGCGACUCAUCCAAGUGCCGUGAUCUCGUUCUCGACUCGGGCGCCCUCCACCCGCUGCUCAUGCAGCUCACCGCCGACUCCAAGGUCACCAUGCUUCGCAACGCCUCCUGGACUCUGUCCAACCUCUGCCGCGGCAAGCCCGCCCCCAAAUUUGAGCUCGUCAAGCCCGCCCUUGAGACCCUUGCUCAUCUCAUAUAUUAUGAUGAUGAGGAAGUUCUCACCGAUGCCUGCUGGGCCCUGUCGUAUCUCUCGGAUGGCAGCAAUGACAAGAUCAAGGCAGUCGUUGAGAGUGGAGUCGUCAAGCGACUUGUCGAGCUCCUCCUGCACCAGAAUGUCUCCGUGCAGACCCCAUCUCUGCGUACAGUCGGCAACAUUGUCACCGGUAAUGAUGUACAGACCCAGUUUGUCAUUAAUGUGUCGGCCCUGCCCUGUCUCCUCAACUUGCUCAACUCACCCAAGAAGUCAAUCAGGAAGGAGGCUUGCUGGACAAUUUCUAAUAUCACUGCUGGAAAUCAGGAGCAGAUCAAUGCUGUCUUGGAAGCAAACCUGGUGCCCCCUCUCAUUGAUAUCCUGACCAACGCUGACUUUGACGUCAAGAAGGAGGCCGCAUGGGCCAUUUCCAAUGCUACGUCAGGUGGUACUCCGGAUCAGGUCAAAUAUCUCGUUCAGCAGGGUUGCCUUGAGCCGUUGUGCAAUUUGCUGGUUAUCCAUGAUGCCAGAAUCAUCAGUGUCGCUCUGGAAGGUCUUGAGAAUAUCCUGCGUAAGGGACAAAGGGAACGGGAUACCACUGGUGCCGAGUACAAUGAUUAUGCUCGCGCAAUUGAAGCGGUUGGCGGCCUCGACAAGAUUGAGGCUCUCCAGCAUCACUCGAAUGAAGAGGUGUAUGAAAAGGCUGUUCGCCUCUUGGAAGUUUUCUUUUUGGCUGAAGAUGAGAUUGAUGGUGUUGUUCCUGACCAGUCAGCCUCGCAGUUUGGGUUUGGAGUUGACCCAGCUCCCGACGGAGGCUUCAACUUUGGCGCACCGACUGCCGCCCCGGCACAAACUGGCGCCGGUUUUGAUGCCCAUCCAGCAGGUGUCUUUGGAGCUCAAGGAGGAAGCGGAUUUGGUGCCCCGACUGGAACCGGUUUUGGUGCUCAAACUGGCGGCUUUGGAGGAACGGAGCAACAGGGGUUUGGCCAAUAGGCCGCGUAUGAAGUUUGACGGUCUCGUGCAAUCUUCUUUUCCGUCUGUAGCCCUCCUUCUCUUUCUCUCUCUCUUUCCCCUCCCCCCGUACCCAUCUCCGACUCCAUCAGCCUGUCCAUUAUCCCGAUGAUUUGACGUUUCUCUAUUACUCGCUGCUGCGCAGUUGUCGAUGGGUAUCCAACUCGCACUCGACGACGCCUGCGUCAUCACGGUUUGCCGUAGCUCUAAAUGUCGGUAUACACUGCAACCAUCAGGUCCUCCAGGCUAUCUGCUUGAAAACCAAGCGUGUUGAUCUGGCUUGCAGGAGAAAACAUAGUAAGUAUGUCUGGAGGGGUGCGAUCAUUCCUUUAUACAACUAUCAGCAUCGAAUAGCGUCACCAGAAAAGAGGCAAGGCCCUGCGAAGCCAAAAGCUUGGUCUGGAGCUGUGUGACGUGGCCGAUUGUGUGAUACUAGUCCGUAUGGAAGCCUACGACAUGUUUCCAGCGGGUCACCGUGACACUUUGUUGUAUCGAGAAGACUCACAGCCGUCGGUGCGGGUUAUGAGUGCUUUUCUAAUCUGGCAAUCCCCAUUUCUUCAAACCCCUUUUGCAGGCAGGAGCGCUCGUUUCUCUCUUUCUCUCUUUCUCUCUUUCUCUCUUUCUCUCUCCUGCCCUUCGCUGAAUGUGCCAAGAAGGGUGCUGUGCUUCGCGCUUUUUGGGAUCAUGAUUUGUGGCAGGGGAGGAAACACAAUUGUUGAUUCUGUACGAGCCAGGCCCAAAGCUCGGCGCGACACGAAAUCCCUUGUUGCUCAAUUCCUGUGCUUUGGAAGCGACUGCAAAAGUUCUUGCUGCGCUCGCCUUAGACUUUCUUGCGUCCUAGUCUUUACUCAGUGUCCUUUAGCCGCGAUCCCCUUUUCCGAUCCCUAAAAGCCCUUAUCCCUA
Chondrus crispus (carragheen) is the source of this 2685-nucleotide messenger RNA. RefSeq lists its product as hypothetical. Gene Ontology annotation, cellular component: cytoplasm; nucleus. Bases 1 to 1764 code for a protein of 587 amino acids. The record is from RefSeq and is a predicted model, not a curated record. NCBI's taxonomy places the organism in Eukaryota, Rhodophyta, Florideophyceae, Gigartinales, Gigartinaceae. The transcript has 2 exons. Gene Ontology annotation, molecular function: nuclear import signal receptor activity; protein binding. Gene Ontology annotation, biological process: NLS-bearing protein import into nucleus.